CUUCCACUCACUCCUCUAUCUCUUCCUCCCCUCAGACGCCACCAUGUCAUUCGAUCGUCUGAAUUCUCUUGAGGCCCAGCCUACGACUUACCGUCGCUCUGAUGACCCCCAGUAUCAAGAUGACCCCGAGUUCCACCGUCUCACUGAGUCCCUCUCGAGUCAACUGUUUACGCUGACUUCCAACAUCACCCGGCUCUCGGACCAGAUUGCCCUACUUGGGACAAAGCGCGAUACUGAACGAGUACGAGAGCGAGUCCAUACUCUUCUAGAGCAGACCCGCGCGGGCUUCAAAGAAGUAGGGGAGGGUAUCAAAAAGGUCCAAACCUGGGAAGACGUCAAUCCUUCUCAAAAAUGGACCCAGCAGAAGUUAUCAACGGAAUUCAAAGCGACUCUGGAGGAGUUCCAGACUGUCCAGCGUCGUGCUUUGGAGAAGCAGCGUGCGUCUGCGGUAGCUGCCCGUACCGCCGUGGAGGAUAGUGAAUUCGCGGCCGAAGGAGGGGCUCAUCAGCAGCAGCAGCAGCAGCAACAACAACAGCUUCUAGAGGAGCAGCCCCGCCUGGCAAACCAAGACGAAGUGGACUUCCAGGAAGCUCUGAUUAUCGAGCGUGAAGCCGAGAUUCGCAACAUUGAGCAAAGUGUGGGCGAGCUGAACGAGUUGUUUCGCGAUGUGGCCCACAUCGUCCAUGAACAGGGUGGUCAGCUGGAUAUUAUCAGCGAGAAUGUCGAGAGAGUCCACCACGAUACUCGCGGCGCAAAUGUCGAGCUCCGCAGCGCCAGCCGAUAUCAGAAGAAUGCCCGGAAUAAGGCUUGCUGCUUGCUUGUCAUUCUAGCUGUCAUCUUGGCCAUUAUUAUCCUGGCGGCUACCCUGGGGUAAAGUGGGCUGUUGACCAGAUCCUAUCUACCUUUUCUUCAUGUUUCUUGUUGCCGACCACGUUUUCAUUUAUCUUCCCUGGUGAUAUCCUCCACUAUACAGGUUGUGUAUGGUAAUGUUUUGAACUAUUAUGUAUACCAACUUGUUUCAUGACUUUCAUGUGUAACGGGCGUUAUGGAGUGAAGGGGGUUCAUUCUAUUUGCAUUGCUUCUUCUUCUUCUUCUUCUUUCUUAUCCUUUCUUUUUGCGCCUGAUAUCAUAAAUAGCUUGUGUGUUAUACAAUAUUAUACAUUGCGUAAUUUCCCAGAUU
This is a messenger RNA of Aspergillus ochraceoroseus IBT 24754, 1180 nucleotides long. RefSeq names its product SNAP receptor PEP12. Gene Ontology annotation, biological process: intracellular protein transport; Golgi to vacuole transport; vesicle fusion. The coding region runs from base 44 to 874 and encodes 276 amino acids. The transcript has 2 exons. Gene Ontology annotation, molecular function: SNAP receptor activity; SNARE binding. NCBI's taxonomy places the organism in Eukaryota, Fungi, Ascomycota, Eurotiomycetes, Eurotiales, Aspergillaceae. Gene Ontology annotation, cellular component: membrane; SNARE complex; endomembrane system. The record is from RefSeq and is a predicted model, not a curated record.